AUGAAGCCAUCAACCACAGCAACAAGCUUCAUCUUUGGAGGCCACAUCGGCCCCCAGACCAAGACCUCACUGGGAAAAGAAGUCCGCAAGAUCGCCAACGGCCCAAAUGGAGGAUGGAUCCUCGACACCCUGGCCGGCAUGCCACGGUACUGGGAGGCCGUGACGGAGAAGAUCCCCGAAGUAGCCAGCACGAUGCAAGGCCCUCGCUUGCUGGCCGGUCUUGAAUCGUGGUUUCGAACCGGUUCUGACUCGGACGACUCGGACUCGCUGGCUCCAGACGCGGAGCUCCCAGAUCUUUGGCUCGGGAUCCUGAUGGUUGCCAUCCAGCUGGAUCAGUAUUGGCGCUAUCUGGAGAGCCGAUUCGCAGACACAGCCGUCGACGACCUACAGGCAGAGCUAGUCAAGGAGGAGAAGGUCGAGGCAGUUGGGUUCUGCGCUGGCAUGAUCGCCGCCGUCGCCAUUGCCAGCUCGCACACUCGACAAGAAUUCGAACAGUACGGCGCCGUGGCCCUGCGCAUCGCGGCCCUGAUGGCAGUCCUUGUAGGCGCCACCGAGGAGUGGACCAAAGCGACAGGAAAAGGCAGGUCGGUCUCGAUAGCCACAGCCUGGAGAACCCGCAAGCAGGGCGAGGAUCUGGCGCGCAUCGUCUCGAAGAUGUCUCCCGACGCCUAUAUCUCUGUUAUCCUCGACGACGCCCGAGCCACGGUGACAGUGUCAGAACGCCUCGCGCCCAAGCUGGCCCGGCAGCUCCGAGCAGCUGGCGUCACGGCCAUCCAGCUCGCGUUCAGGGGCCAGCUUCACUCCCCGACGGCAGAGCGCGAACGUCUCACCGAGGCUGUGAUUGAACUGUGCCACGCGAUGCCUGGGCUACAGUAUCCCGACGCUGCCCGGCUCGCACUGCCCAUCAAUCAAGUCGACGGUCACGAAACGGGCUUGGUGGGGAUGGUCCUGCGCUCUAUGCUGGUGAAGCAGUUGGACUGGACCAGCACUGCUUCCAAGCUGGCGCUGGACAAGGAGCUCUCUCGUGUUGAAUUUGGGUUCGACAGGCCCCUGCCUCCCCCGGUGGUGCGUGCCUUUGGUGCUAAGCUUGACUAUACGGAGGUCGAUGUUCCCAAGGACCGACGACAACCACACGACAAGGACAGCGAGCCUGUCGAUGCUGAACCAGUGCACGUCGCAGAGCCGCGUCAAAAAGAAGAAGCAAUUGCAGUAGUGGGCAUGUCGCUCAAGGUCGCAGGAGCCAACGACCUGGACGAGUUCCAGCAGAUGCUCAAGACCGGCCAGUCGCAGCACCAGCUCAUCACCGACGACCGGAUGACGCCCAACAUGAUGUUUCGUGACAAGGACGCCAGUCGGAAGUGGUAUGGGAACUUUGUGCGCGACCCAGACGCCUUCGACCACAAGUUCUUCAAGAAGAGCCCGCGCGAGUCCAUGGCGAUAGACCCCCAGGGCCGGCUGUCCCUCGAGGCCGCGUAUCAAGCUCUGGAGCAGUCUGGCUAUUUCAACGAGCUGGCCAUGACAAGCGCUGCUGAGCAGGAAAGGAAGAAGCACGUUGGUGUCUAUGUCGGGCUGUGCUCCUACGAGUACGAUUCCAACGUCCACUGCCAUCCCCCCAGCGCCUUCACGACGACGGGCGAGCUGCGCAGUUUUAUCCCCGGCCGCGUCUCGCAUUACUUUGGAUGGACGGGCCCGUCGUUGACCUUUGAUACCGCAUGCUCUUCGUCCACUGUCGCCCUCCACAAUGCCUGCAGGGACCUGCUGUCCGGCGAGGUCCCGGCCGCGCUGUGUGGUGGUGUCAAUGUCCUGACAAGCCUGCAGUGGACGCAGAACUUGGCCGCUGGCAGCUUCAUCAGCCCGACGGGCCAGUGCAAGCCCUUUGACUCUGGUGCAGAUGGGUAUUGCCGCGGCGACGGAAUUGCCUACGUCUUCCUGAAGAAGCUCUCAACCGCCGUGGCCGAUGGCAAUACCGUGCUAGGCACCAUUCGCUCGACAGGCGUCAACCAGAACCUCAACACCACGCCGCUCUUUGUCCCCAAUGUCCCGUCGCUGUCGACGCUCUUCAACGAGGUGAUUCGCAAGGCACGCGUCGACCCACGCGAGAUCUCGCUCGUCGAAUGCCACGGCACUGGCACGCCGGUGGGCGAUCCUGCUGAAUGGCAAAGCAUCCGGAAUGCCGUGGCCGGUCCGCGACGAGAUACGGUUCUGCCUAUUGGGUCGGCAAAGGGGCAUGUUGGCCAUACUGAAGGUGCAUCAGGCCUGGUCUCCCUGAUCAAGGUGCUGCUGAUGAUGCGAGGCAACUUCAUCCCGCCACAGGCCAGCUUCAACACCAUGAACCCCGGGAUCCACGCUCAGCCCUCGGACAACAUGGAGGUCGUCACGGCCCUGCGCUCGUGGCCGGGAGCCCGCAAGGUGGCUCUGCUCAAUAACUACGGGGCCUGUGGAUCCAAUUCAAGCGCGAUCGUCGCUCACUCGGCGCAUAAGCCUGGCAAAGGCCCUUUGCCUGGGGCGCAACGACUCCCGUUUUGGAUCUCCGGCCUCGAUGCCCGCAGCAUCGCAGCGUACAGCACCGCACUGGCCCCGUACCUCCAGACCCAGUCGCAGGACCAGACGAGCCUCGCCGAUGUCUCGUUCAACAUGAAAUGGCAAUCGAACCCCGGUCUGUCGCAAGGAAUGAUCUUCAGCUGCAGCACCGUGGACGAGCUCCAGGCCAAACUCGCCCAGGCAGCUAGGGCUACCAAGGACACAGCCCUAAGUGUCGGCAUUGCGCCGGUGAAGCCUGAGCGCCCCGUCAUUCUGUGCUUCGGAGGCCAGGUCUCGACAUUCAUUGCCCUGGAUCGCGCGGUAUAUGAAGGCGCAUCAGUGUUCAGACACCAUCUGGACACCUGCAAUGCCGCCAUCACGUCUCACGGCCUGCAGAGUAUCUAUCCCGAUAUAUUCUCUAGCGAGCCAUAUCAGGAUACGAUCAAGCUCCAGACAGCUCUCUUUGCGGUGCAAUAUGCCUCGGCCAGGGCCUGGAUGGACUGUGGGAUCGCCGACAAGGUGGUCUCGGUGGUGGGCCACAGCUUUGGGGAAAUCACAGCCCUCUGUGUUGCAGGCGUGCUGAGUCUGGAGGACACGGUCCAGUUAAUCGCCGGUCGAGCCAGGCUGGUGCAGACUGCUUGGGGGCCUGACUCCGGCUCCAUGAUGGCCAUCGAGGCCGACGAAGCCGUGGUGCAAGCUCUGCUGCAGGAAUCCAACGCGAAAUCCGACGGGACCGCAGGCAUCGCAUGCUACAACGGCCCUCGCAGCUUCACCGUGGCUGGAUCAACCAGGGCCAUUGACGCAUUCGCCGCCACGCUGCCAGGAAAGGAGGUCAAGAGCAAGCGUCUCAACGUCACCAAUGCCUUCCACUCGGCCUUGGUAGAGGGCAUCGUCGAACGUCUAGGGGAGGUUGGCAAGAGAGCCAGCUUCCAUGACGCCGUCAUCCCGAUAGAACGAGCCACCGAGCAUGGCGCCGACUCUGAAUCCACGCUGGACUGGACGUUUGUUGGCUCGCACAUGCGCCAGCCGGUCUUCUUCCACCAUGCUGUCCAGCGACUCGCAGCGAAGCAUCCCGAGGCUAUCUUCCUGGAAGCUGGGUCCAACUCGACCAUCACCGUCAUGGCAUCGCGCGCCCUUGCCAGCCCGCAGUCCCAGUCGCAGUCGAAGUCGACGCACCACUUCCAGUCCAUCGCCAUCACCAACACCAGCAAGGGCAUCGACAGGCUCACCGAUGCAACAGUCGACCUCUGGAAACAGGGCCUACGCGUGUCUUUCUGGGCACAUCAUCGCCUCCAGAAGGACGAGUAUGCGCAGCUCCUCUUGCCGCCUUAUCAGUUCGAAAAGACACGGCACUGGCUCGAGCUGAAGUCGCCAGUCGAGCAAGCCCUGAAGAUUGCUCAAGUCCAGGACGAAACCAAGACUCAGCAGGAGCACGCCAACCCGACGUCUCUCGACAUGUGGACCUUCCUAGGCUUUCAGGAGCACAAGAAGAAGUCCAAGCUGGCUCGAUUCCGCAUCAAUACCUCCUCAGACAAGUACCAGCGUCUCUUCGCAACCCACUUCAUCGCAAAGACAGCGCCCAUUGCCCCAGCCACGCUCGAGAUCGACAUAGCCAUCGAAGCCCUCUUCAGUCUCAAUCCGGAAUGGAGACGUGGUGGUUUCUCGCCGACCAUCCGCGACAUGCUCAGUCACUCGCCCAUGUGCGCGGACUCCACGCGCGAGUACUUGCUCGACCUGGAGUCUCGAAAUGCAGCAGAGACGGAAUGGAAUUGGACUAUUCACAGCACAUCUUCCUCUUCUUCUCCAGACAAGCACGCUGAGGGCCGCAUCACCAUGAACUCACCAUCCGACCCAGCCGCGCUGCAGGAAUUCGGACGCUGGAAGCGCACUGUCACAUACGCGCAGUGCCAGGCUGUUCUGGCAUUAGGUCCACACGAUGAAGGCGUGGAGGCCCUGCAGGGGCGCAACGUGUACCGGGCCUUUGAAGACGUCGUCGACUUGGGGCCUGUAUACCGCGGCGUGAAGUACAUCGUGGGCGUGGGCCAGGAGAAAGGGGAAGAGAAGGGGGAAGGGGAGUGUGUGAGUGCAGGAAUCGUGCAUAAACAACACUCCGGUGAUACCUGGCUAGACGUCCCCAGGGCAGACUGCUACGGCCAGAUUGCAGGCAUGUACGUUAACCUGCUGACGGACAUUCCUGGGAGUGAUAUGUUUGUUGCCACCGGGCUGGAGCUGGUGAUGCGCUCGCCAGAUCAGACUGUGUCUGUGACGGAUGGCCGGGAGAAUGGUUCAGGCAUCUGGCAUGUCCUCGCUCGCCACGCACGUCAGGGCGAAAAGGCCUACGUGACUGAUAUCUUUGUCUUUGAUGCUGAGACGGGGGCGCUGGCGGAGGUCAUCCUGGGCCUGCAAUAUGUCCGCGUCCCCAAGGCCACAAUGAGCAAGAUCCUGGCGCGAGUGACGACGGACAAGUCGUUUGUACGAAGCACUGCAGCGUCUCUGCCGCCUCAUCCUCAUCCUCGUGGCGAGCCUCUCACUGCUACUGCUACUGCUGCUACCAAACCGGCACCUCCCAAAGCAACCAAUAUCGCAAACAAAGUAUGCAACGUGGUUGCCAACGUUUCCGGCAUCGAAGCCAGCGAAUUGAGCCUCGACAGCGAAAUGGCCGACUUGGGCAUUGAUUCCCUGAUGGCCAUGGAAGUGGCGCGCGAGAUGGAGACCACAUUCCACUGCACCCUCGACAGCACCGAGACAAUGGUCGCCACCAGCAUUCGCGACUUUGCUGCCUGCGUGUCGAGUGCGUUGGCGAGGGCUGGUCAAGACGCUGGCGGUGACGGUGAUGGUGACGGUGGCUCGUCCAGCACCGAGAGCGAUUCUGUGCUUUCGGACUGGGGUCAGGACACCGACUCUGAUAUCUCGACGCCGGAUGACGCCUCGGUCAUCACCAGCAAGAGUCACGAUCCGGUGAGUGGUCCACUCACCCCUGCGAUACAGGAUGUUGAUCGUGGCGAUGUAGCAGCCCGAGAGGCAGAGGCCCUGCGUCUAGUCGAAGCCUACACAGCCGGCUGGGAGUCGCCGGCUCUUAAAGACGCCAGCAACAGCACCAUCACUGGAUCUGGAGCUGGAGCUGUGGUGAUUGUGACAGGCGCAUCUGGCAGCCUGGGAUCGCACAUUGUCCAAGCCCUCGCCGAGCGCCCCGACGUCGCAAGUGUCGUCUGCAUCAACCGCGCCGCCAAGGAUACGCCCCCAGAGAGCCGACAAGAAGAAGCCCUCUCUUCCAGAGGCAUAACACUGUCGCCGACUGCCCGUGAGAAACUGCAUGUAUACGGGACCGACACGUCAAAGACCCAUCUCGGUCUCUCGAACCAGGAAUACACCUGGCUCGCCCAGCACGGCACGCACAUCAUCCACAACGCAUGGCCCAUGAGCGCUACACGGCCACUCAAGGCUUUCGAGCCCCAACUCCAGGUAAUGCGGAACCUGCUGGAUCUGGCGCGCGACAUGGCCCUGGAAGACGGGCCGCGCAGAAUCGGAUUCCAGUUUAUCUCUUCGAUUGGCGUGACGGGGUUUUCGGACAAAUCUCCCAUCCUCGAGCAGCCCAUGGCAAUGGCCGCGGCGAUACCCAGUGGCUAUAACGAGGCCAAGUGGGCGUGCGAGCGCAUGUUGGCCGACACGCUGCGCCGCCACCCGCGGGUUUUCAGGGCAAUGAUGGCCCGGCCAGGCCAGGUUUCUGGAUCGACAGCAAGUGGGUUCUGGAAUCCGGUCGAGCACUUUGCGUUUGUUGUGAAGAGUGCGCAUGCGCUGAAGCUGUUUCCUGAUCUGCAGGGCGUGCUGCAUUGGUUGCCUGUGGACAAAUCUGCCGGCGUCAUGGUGGAUCUGCUCAAUAUCGGCGCUGAAGAAGAAGACUCAGGAGAGGUGUACCCGGUCUAUCACGUCGAUAACCCUGUUGGCCAGUCGUGGAAGGAAAUGGUGCUGGUUCUGGCGGCGUCUCUGGAUAUCCCAGCCCACGGCAUCGUUCCCUUUAGGGAGUGGAUCCGGCGAGUUCGUGAAUCGUCGCUACCACCGGCGCAGAAUCCGGCGUCCAUGGGGCUUGGGUUCCUUGAGAGUCAUUUUGAACGCAUGGCUUGCGGUGGGAUCGUGCUGGACACGCAGCAUGCAAAGGAGCACUCGAAAACUAUGGCCGCACAAGGGCCGGUGAGUGCUGAGGUUGUUCGGUCGUAUGUCUCGUCUUGGAAGGCGAUGGGGUUUCUUCAUUAA
This is a messenger RNA of Aspergillus puulaauensis, 6771 nucleotides long. Its product is annotated as putative polyketide synthase. Gene Ontology annotation, biological process: secondary metabolite biosynthetic process; fatty acid biosynthetic process. NCBI's taxonomy places the organism in Eukaryota, Fungi, Ascomycota, Eurotiomycetes, Eurotiales, Aspergillaceae. Gene Ontology annotation, molecular function: 3-oxoacyl-[acyl-carrier-protein] synthase activity; fatty acid synthase activity; phosphopantetheine binding. The transcript has a single exon. The record is from RefSeq and is a predicted model, not a curated record. The coding region runs from base 1 to 6771 and encodes 2256 amino acids.